This is a messenger RNA of Aspergillus ochraceoroseus IBT 24754, 939 nucleotides long. RefSeq lists its product as uncharacterized. The coding region runs from base 1 to 939 and encodes 312 amino acids. NCBI's taxonomy places the organism in Eukaryota, Fungi, Ascomycota, Eurotiomycetes, Eurotiales, Aspergillaceae. Gene Ontology annotation, molecular function: protein binding. The transcript has 3 exons. The record is from RefSeq and is a predicted model, not a curated record.
AUGACUACCUCGGAUUUAGAUCAGCUCAUUGAAAUGGGCUUUGAUCGAGAAAGGGCUGAGCUGGCAGUGAAGAAGAGUGGUGGGCUUCAAGACGCGCUCGAAUGGCUGGAAGCAAACCAAGACAAAUCUCUAGAGGAUAUCAAGACGGCGGAAACGCAAGCCGGGGAUGAUGAAGAAGGUCCAGCGCUCCAGCCCGGCGAGGAAGCCCACAGUUUGGUCUGCAAUGAAUGCGGAAAGAAGUUCCGAAGCCAUGCACAAGCAGAAUUCCACGCUUCGAAGACCCAGCAUGUUGAUUUUGCGGAAUCAACCGAAGAGAUUGCCCCCUUGACAGAGGAAGAAAAGAAAGCAAGACUCCAAGAGCUUAGGGAGAGGCUAGCAGCUAAGCGUGCGGUGCAGUCUGAACAGGACAAGAUUGAAAAAAAGCGGAAUGAGGAAAUUCGAAGGAAAGCCACUAAGGAAUCUCAAGAUGCCAAGGAAGAGCUUCAGAGGAAGCAGAUGCUGAAAGAGGCUGCGCAAAAGAAGAAGGACAAGCAGGAUGAAAUUGAAGCCAAACGUCGUGUCAAGGCCAAGAUUGAAGCGGAUAAGGAGGAGCGGCGAUUGAAGGCCGAGCGUGAAAGGGCUGGACGUGCUGGCGUCGCACCUCCUGCUCAGCCAGCCUCCGUACCAUUGCCGACAACAUCUGGCCCUGUAGCCUCCAAACCUGCUUCUGCUUACACAGAAACUCGCCUUAGAUUUCAGACGCCUAAGGGAAGCAUUAUGAAAACACUACCAGUUACUACGACGUUAUUCGAGGUUGCUGCAGCUUUGAGCAAGGAAGACGGUGUUGAAGUCAAUAGCUUCCGCCAAAACUUCCCUAAGAAAGUGUUUGAUGCUGAAUUUUUCGGCGAAUCACUGAAAGAUCUCGGACUUGUCCCUAGCGCAAGCCUUGCUGUUGAGUGA